AGAGUGUGGCGUUUCGAAAACGAACGAAGUGUUGCGGUCGGUUGUUGAAGAAAAUCUUCUUGUUAUUUUUAAUAAUUUAAUUAGGCAAUAAUAAAAAAAAACACAAUAUUAUUCAUUAAAUAUAAAAGUUUAAAUAAAGUGCACGUAGCUUUUUAAAGCUUAAGACAUUAUUUAAUGUUUCUGAUUUAAAAAUUCACUCAUAAAUAAUGUAAUGGUAAAAAAAAAACUCGUCUAAAGAAAGCCGUAUUAAUAUGUGAAAAAAAAGAGGUGGAGACGUCGGUAAACGAAGUAAAAUAGAGUGAAAUAAGCAUAGCAAUUACCUGAAAAGAAAAAAAUAUAUAUAAACAAAGUAAAGAAAAAUAAUGACAACCGAAGAAUUAAAAGUGGUUUUAAGACGCAGCGAACAUUCCGGUUUUGGUUUUUCUUUGCUGGGCACAACCGGCCCGCCACAUGUUAUCUACGAUAUUGUAGAAAAUUCACCGGCCGCCGACUGUGGUGCGGUUGAAGCCGGUGAUGUUAUUUUAAAGGUCAAUGGAACUGACGUACAUCGAUACACAACGAAGGAAGUAUUAAAGUGUUUACGUUUAUCAGAUGAUUUAGUUACUUUAGAACUGAAACGAGAUCCAAAAUUAAAAGCUCGCAUUAAGGAACAAUUGGCCCAAACCAAGAGUCCUCAUUAUAUUGAAACUGAAUCUCAUAAUAAUUACGAUUAUCAUAGCUCUUCACCUAUACACUCUGCCGAAGCUGCCAAAAGAUCAUCUCCAACAUUGCAACAAUACGAACAAACGCACAAUUAUCAAACGAAUUCUCCUUCGGCAACUCCCGCGCCAGUGGCCGCAAGUAGUUCAACGACGACUUCACCCGCCUCACGUUAUAGAUCGCCCUCAAAUACAACAGCGUCAACGGCGGCUUCGUCCGCAAACUUGCCUCAACGCCAUCAAAUUAACACCUCUACGUCAGCUAAUCAUAGUCGCAGUUCCUCAACUUCAUCGGCUAAAUUUCAGUUGGUAGACGGAACGCCUGCCUGUUAUGCCACGACUGCCGUUUCUCAUACCGCCACAUCGCCAACUGGUCGCCCCUCACGCAUUCCACAAGCCGUAAAAUGCCCCCAAAAGCCUAAUUCGGCUCAGCACUCGCCUCAGCAUAAGCGACCGCGUCCUUCCCAAAUUCCCACCAAAGCCGGCAUAGGUGGUGCUUGCGUUGCUGCGAACGCUGUUGCGUCAAAUAUUAACGGUAAUACGUCACAAUUAGGUUUACAGCAUUCGAACAGCUAUAGUGGCAGCAAUAGUCGAUUACAGCGCACUCAAUUAUCGGAAGAGAAAGAUUCCGAACCCAUAUCAGCUCCACCGCAACCAACAAAAGCUCCUCGCUUUGAGGCCUACAUGAUGACGGGUGAUUUAAUUUUAAAUCUCUCGCGAACACCGCAAAGCAGCAAUCUUUUGCCGGCUCAUGCCAAAAAGGUUGAUAGCCUAAGAGACUCGCCCAACCGACCGACUGCUGUAAGACCAAAUGGAGCCUUAGCACCAAAAGCCUCAGGGGAAUCGUCACCAACUUCUUCAUCGUCAGUUGACUCGCCCACGCACACAGCUAGCACCGAUUCGGGGAAUAAGUGCCGUUUACGUAAGUCCGCUCAAAUGCAAGCAAACCAUCAACAACAACAACAACAACAACAACGUGAUAGCUUUAAUAACAGUUACAAUAAUCGUAAAGAUUCGCUUACCAACGACACUUUAUUAAUGUGCGAAGAACUCGAAAGAGACGAUGAAGAGAAGGAGGGGGACGAGCAAGAAGUUGGUCAUCAAAUAUUACAGCAACGACGACAAAAGCAAUAUCAUCAACAAAAACAGCGAUAUCGCCAUCAACAACAAAUGCAGCAAAAGCAACGAAGUUACGAUUAUUAUCAAAAUGAAGAUGAGGCCGAUGAAAAUGCAGAAUACUAUGAACGACAACCUCCCGAUUAUGGAGAUGAAGAAAAUGAAGAAGAUCAAACCAACUAUGAUAUUACAAAUUUAGAGACCUAUAAUAGUGGCGGCGGUGGAGGAGCCGAUGAUGAGGCUAGCGAUCGUCAAUGUUUAAUGCAAUACGGCGACGAUGAUGAUGAUGAUGAUGUGGAUCAUGAAGAUGAGGAUUAUUCGAACAAUUCUUUAGGCUCCGCAUCAACGAAACAACGUUUGAAUGCCUUAAAACAAAAAGCUGCCUUACGUUACAAAGUCCGCGCUCAUCAAGACGCUGUCGAUUGUGCCCGAAAUCCCCGAAGUUCAGGUUCGUCAUCAUCUUCUGCCACCGUAGGGGGAGUGAUCAGUGCCGGCGGUGCUGGUGGCGGUGGCGGAGGCGGCGGUGGUGGUGCUAAUACCUCACAAGAUGAAACUUCAUUCUCAGUGCCCACGUCGCCAAUUUCCCUAUCCACUCCCCUAAUUGAUAAGGAAACUGCCAAUUCUGUACCGACCAGUCCUGAACCUUCCAAUUUAGUUGGCGGUGCCGUGGGUGUUGAUUGUAAUUCAACAGGUGUUGUGAUACGUCGCCACAAUGGCAUUGUGCGCAAAUGUGAUUCGGCUGGCUUUCGUACCAGUAAAUCAGAAGAUCAUUUACAGCAAAUACAACGCGAAGGUAUGGCUGCCGUCAUACCCAUUGAUAUAGAUGAAGAUGUUAACAGUUCACUAAACACCCUACUAGAUACACGACAAGAUUCGGAAGACUCUCAGCAGCAAUCAUCAUCAACAGCAAGUUCUUCCAAAACUAUCAUACAAAGAACAAAAUAUAAUAAUUGUAAUAAUAGCAAUAAGAAUAGCAAGAACAACAAAACCAAAAAUAACAACAAGAACAACAAUAACAACAACAGCAGUAAUUGUUUGAAUAUAAAUAAUAAGAAAAUUGCCUCGAAUCAACUCUGCGCUUCACCGGAAGCCCAUAGUCAACGCGAUAUAUUCAAUAAGCGACGUCGUAAAGUGCGUAUUAUUAUAACGUCAACGCCAACGCCAACGCCAAUCUCAACUUUAGCUACAACUUUACCGGUAACUGCAGCGUUAACAACAACAUCAUCAUCGAUAAUAGCAAGCACUGGAUGGGAGUCAACAUCAGUUAUAACCACUGCUGCUAUAAUGGAAUCGUCCCCGGACAUGGCAGCAAUACCAAUAACAGCAGCAAUAACAACGACAACGACAACAACAGCAGCAACUAUUACUACUAUCUCUACAAGUUUACAAACUUAUGCUACCACAAACUCUUUGUGCUUACAAAAGGCUUCGAAUCGUGAUCGUAUAGUUUGGACUUAUAACGCUCCAUUGCAACCACAUCAAUUGGCUGCAUUGCAACAACAACAACAACAACAGUAUUCUAAUACCAGCUAUAGCCAUCAUGUCGGUAUCAAUAAUUCGCAUCACAAUUCGUAUUCAAGUUCAAUAAGUUCAUCACCUCAAAAUUCGGUUGGUAGUCCCGCUUCGCCCACUUCUGUUUCCAGUUCGGUUAUGUCUUCGUCGGGUUCAAAAGGUGCCCUUGGUAUAGGCAGCAAUUUUAGUCAUAAUAAUGGACAUUUGCAGCAUCAACAGCAACAACAACAUCAACAACAACACUAUCAACAACAUGUGAUUGUUAGUAAUGGCGGUGUCACCUCUUCAACGCCCACUGGUACGAUAGUAACAAAUAAUAUGGGUUUAUUGCAAUGUCCUAACGGCAAUAAUAGUGGUGGUGGUAGUAGCAGUAACGUAGUUACUGCUAGUGGUGGUGGUGGUGGUGGUGAUCAUAGUGUUUCUGAAGCUAUAUCAAAUAUUUCUAGUCCUGAUUAUCAGGACGAUGAUAAUUUAUUAAGUUCUCGUGAUCUUUUAGGCGGUAUGGUACUUAGUGAUCCCAGUGAUUCGGACUCAACAAUAUUGGUAUCGGAUGCGGCUGUGCAGCGUCAACAACAAAGACAACAACAAAAAUCAUCAGAGCAUAAAGUAGUUAUACAAGUACGAGGCGCUGACAGUGUAACAACCAAUGCCAAUAGUAAUCAUAACAAUAAUAACAAUAAUAAUAAUAAUAACGGUACUACGGGCAAAUCAUUAUAUUCGGAAUUGAAAGAUUCCGAAGAUGAUUUGGCGACAUUAACAGAAGAUGUACCGUUGGCCACCACACUCGGCAAUGCCAUCGCGAGCACAAACGAAGUACGCGACUCUUCGCCACCUGUUUCGGACGAUGGCAGCGAUGUGGAAUCCCUGCAUUCGUAUCAUUAUUCACCCAAGGCUGUAGAUAUGCCAUCGGCUAUACGUUUGGCUAAAAGACUGUAUUCACUUGAUGGUUUCAAAAAGAGUGAUGUCUCCAGGCAUCUUAGUAAAAACAAUGAUUUCAGUCGUGCGGUAGCUGAUGAAUACUUGAAAUAUUUCACAUUUGAGCAAAAGACUUUAGAUCUAUCGUUGCGUGAAUUUUUGCAACAAUUUUCGUUAUCAGGCGAAACGCAAGAACGUGAACGCGUGUUAGUACAUUUUUCUAAACGUUAUUUAGAUUGUAAUCCGGGCUCUUUUAAUUCUCAAGAUGCCGUACAUACGUUAACCUGUGCUAUAAUGUUAUUGAACACGGACUUACAUGGUCAGAAUAUUGGCCGGAAAAUGACUUGUUCCGAAUUUAUUGAAAAUUUAGCUGAACUGAAUGAUGGCGAUAACUUUCCGAAGGAAGUGCUCAAAUAUUUAUACCAGGCAAUCAAAACACAGCCUUUGGAAUGGGCGCUCGAUGACGAUGCGGUUGACUUGCAAAAGCAAUUAACUGAAAGCAAACAAAGCAUUUUAACCUCUGGUGGUCUUAUAGGACAAAAUCCAUUCCUUGAUCUUCCCGAAUCAUCGGCGGCUGUUGAAUAUAAAAAAGGCUACGUUAUGCGUAAAUGCUGUUACGAUGCUAACUACAAAAAGACUCCUUUCGGAAAACGUUCUUGGAAAAUGUUUUAUUGUACACUCAGGGAUUUGGUAUUAUAUUUGCAUAAAGAUGAGCAUGGUUUUCGUAAAAGUCAAAUGUCUGACAAUCUUCAUAAUGCCAUUAGAAUUCAUCAUGCUCUGGCUACUAAGGCGUCUGAUUAUACCAAAAAACAACAUGUAUUUCGUUUACAAACCGCCGAUCAGGCUGAAUAUCUCUUUCAAACAAGCGAUUCUAAGGAGCUGCAAUCGUGGGUAGAGACUAUUAAUUUUGUAUGCGCGGCCUAUUCUGCACCACCUUUGGAGGGCGGUGUAGGUAGCCAGAAACGUUUUCAGCGUCCUUUGCUGCCCAGUACACAUACCAAGCUGUUAAUGAAAGAGCAGUUGGAGUCACAUGAACAGCAAUUGGAUCAGUUGGAGAAUUCGUUGAUGGAACAUCGCAAAGGACCGAUACCUAGUAAAGGUUUGGCUUUACAGAAUUACAAAGAAAAAGAGAAUUAUUUGCAAUAUGAGUUACGUCGGUAUAAGGCGUAUGUAUCCAUUUUGAGUGCUAAAUUAUUAGCUGAUCAGCAACAAAUGGAAUUGCAACAACAACAACAGCAACAGCAGCAGCAGCAACAGCAAACAAAUCCAUUAGAUGAGGACUCCGAUAAAUUUCCUAAACGACUGCAACCGCAAUCUUCAGUAACCGUUACCACAAAUAGUAUUAUAACCACGCAACAACAAACUUUACAGCAACAGCAACAGCAACAGCAAUCACCAACAACAACACAGCAUCAAACUACUGGAAACAGGUAUAGUUAUCGUGCUGCCAUUUACCGUUCAGAUCGAACUGAACAGCAGCAAGAUCUUGGCUGACGUGUAAUGGGAGUUUUCUCAGCUUGUGUGGUCUAAUUGUUGUUUUUCUUUUGCUCUUAUUUUUAUUAUUAUCGACUUUUUCAUUUUCAGUAAACUGUGAACAUAUC
Glossina fuscipes is the source of this 5842-nucleotide messenger RNA. It is a transcript of the gene Efa6, whose product is annotated as PH and SEC7 domain-containing protein. The record is from RefSeq and is a predicted model, not a curated record. The coding region runs from base 363 to 5735 and encodes 1790 amino acids. Gene Ontology annotation, molecular function: phospholipid binding; guanyl-nucleotide exchange factor activity; protein binding. Gene Ontology annotation, biological process: regulation of ARF protein signal transduction. The transcript is spliced from 13 exons. NCBI's taxonomy places the organism in Eukaryota, Metazoa, Arthropoda, Insecta, Diptera, Glossinidae.